This is a messenger RNA of Arctia plantaginis, 324 nucleotides long. NCBI's taxonomy places the organism in Eukaryota, Metazoa, Arthropoda, Insecta, Lepidoptera, Erebidae. The record is from the annotation of a GenBank genome assembly.
AUGCAGAUUACAAACGCUUUAGUGCUGUGCUGCUUAGUGGUCGUCACCGUGGCGCAGACUCAGCGGCCGCAGGUCUCCGACACUGCCCUAGAAGACGCUCUCAACGACAAGCGUUUUAUACAGAGACAACUCAAGUGCGCUCUUGGAGAAGCCCCCUGCGACCCUAUCGGCAAGCGAUUAAAAACUCUUGCUCCUUUAGUUCUGCGCGGUGCUUGUCCCCAAUGCACACCACAAGAAACGAAGCAAAUACAGCGAACUCUAUCGUACGUCCAACGAAACUUUCCUCAACAGUGGGCUAAAAUUGUACGCCAAUAUGCCGGCUAA